Molecule: messenger RNA, 2744 nt
Organism: Rattus norvegicus (Norway rat)
Lineage: Eukaryota; Metazoa; Chordata; Mammalia; Rodentia; Muridae
Gene: Oxsm
Product: 3-oxoacyl-ACP synthase, mitochondrial
Exons: 2
Coding region: 255-1625 (456 amino acids)
Biological process (GO): monocarboxylic acid metabolic process; acyl-CoA metabolic process; medium-chain fatty acid biosynthetic process
Cellular component (GO): mitochondrion
Molecular function (GO): acyltransferase activity, transferring groups other than amino-acyl groups; acyltransferase activity; 3-oxoacyl-[acyl-carrier-protein] synthase activity
Source: RefSeq, marked validated
GAAGGAUGCCCCCUGCAGGGUGGGGUGGCUUUGUGAAAUCCAGCGAACUUGCUGUCAGUUGACAGUCUGAGGGACCUCAUAGAUUACAAAUAAAAGUUAAGUCCAAGCGAGUGUUGCAUUUUUCUGUGGCUUUUAGCACAUGACCUCAAGCACACCUAGGGUGUGUAUGUAAGAUCCUUCGAUUGUUUAAACAAAAGUUGCUGUCUCUUGUGAUCUGUUCCAGGAAUGUGUUUCUGAUCUUCUGAAUUUCAACCAUGUUGUCAAAGUGCUUGCAACAUUUUCUAAAAGCCCAUCUGUAUCCAGCAUCAUAUUGUUGGUUAAUAAGCAAGCACAAGUUUUCUGGAAGUGUGCCAGCAGCCGGGUCGCGCAGGCGAGUUGUCAUCACAGGCAUUGGACUAGUGACACCACUUGGCGUUGGGACUCAACUAGUUUGGGAUCGGCUUCUCCGAGGAGAAAGUGGAAUUGUUUCUGUAGUUGGUGAUGAGUACAAGAGUAUUCCUUGCAGUGUAGCUGCUUUUGUACCAAGAGGUUCAGAUAAAGGUCAGUUUAAUGAACAAAACUUUGUGUCCAAAUCAGAUGCCAAGUCCAUGUCCUCUCCCACCAUCAUGGCGGUCGGAGCAGCAGAGUUGGCCCUGAAAGACUCCGGCUGGUAUCCAAAACUAGAAGCAGAUCAGGUGGCUACUGGCGUUGCCAUUGGCAUGGGCAUGGUUCCUCUGGAAGUUGUUUCUGAAACUGCUUUAAUGUUUCAAACCAAAGGUUAUAGUAAAGUAAGCCCAUUCUUUGUCCCUAAGAUUCUGAUCAAUAUGGCUGCAGGCCAGGUCAGCAUUCGCUACAAACUCAAAGGCCCCAAUCAUUCAGUGUCUACAGCCUGUACCACGGGUGCACAUGCUGUGGGAGACUCUUUUAGACUUAUAGCCCAUGGUGACGCAGAUGUGAUGGUGGCUGGAGGCACAGACUCUUGUAUUAGUCCGUUAUCUCUCGCUGGGUUUUCCAGAGCCCGGGCUCUAAGCACGAACCCAGAUCCUAAGCUGGCCUGCCGACCAUUUCAUCCAGAAAGAGAUGGUUUUGUCAUGGGUGAGGGAGCUGCUGUACUGGUGCUAGAAGAACAUGAACAUGCUGUUCAGAGAGGAGCCCGGAUCUACGCAGAAGUUUUGGGUUAUGGACUCUCAGGUGAUGCUGGUCACAUAACUGCCCCCGAUCCUGAAGGAGAAGGUGCUUUAAGAUGCAUGGCUGCUGCUGUAAAAGAUGCAGGCGUAUCACCUGAUCAGAUAUCCUAUGUCAACGCACAUGCCACCUCCACACCACUGGGUGACGCUGCUGAGAACAGAGCCAUCAAGAGGCUCUUUAGGGACCAUGCUCGUGCCCUCGCCAUAUCCUCCACAAAGGGAGCCACGGGGCAUCUUCUGGGAGCUGCAGGGGCAGUCGAGGCAGCUUUCACUGCACUGGCUUGUUACCAUCACAAACUACCGCCAACUUUAAACCUGGAUUGUACAGAGGCAGAAUUUGAUCUCAAUUAUGUUCCACUGGAGGCACAGGAAUGGAAAACCGAGGGUCGAUGUAUUGGACUCACCAAUUCCUUCGGGUUUGGUGGUACUAAUGCGACACUUUGUAUUGCUGGCAUGUAAGCUUUGGCUUUCAAUAGUCAUAAAUGUAUAAAUAGUAUGCACAUAAAUGUCUUAUCAGUGCCCAGGUGACUCUAGCCUACUUGGUAUUUGUACAGUUCUUUGCUAGUGAACAGGCUACCUAGUACUUGUCGGUAUUUUAUAGCAUCUUGGUGUCUCCUGUGAGAUUUCAGUGGCAACUGUGACAACUAGAAAUGUCUCUGGAGGACAGGAUAGCCUGCACACAGAACUACUGAUUUAUAUUUUUCUAACGCACUAUUUCACCCAUCCCUGUCCUUUUUAGAUAUUUAUUUAGAGACUAGCUCCUCUGAGCAAGGCUGUGUUGCUUCAUGGUGUAACUCUAGGGGCACCACUGUCAUACAGCAUAUAGGGAGGAAUGUAAUACAAGUAGGAGUAUGCAUCAUCAGGCAGCAUCCUUUGAGGACAACUGUCAGUCAAUUAUGGCCUAGUCACCCCUGACCUGUGUAGGUCUCCUCAGUGGAUUUUCCCCCAAGCUUUCAUUUCUCUGAAGGAGGAAGUGAAGCUGAUUUGGCAUUUUUCUUGUCUUUUCUCAUUUGUCCUUCCUUCCUUCCUUCCUUUCUCCUCCUCUUCUUCUCCUUCCUCCUCUUCUUCCUCCCCUUUCUCCUCUUCCUCCCCUCCCCCUUUCUCCUCUUCCCCUUCCUCCUCUUCUUCUCCUUCCUCCUCUUCUUCCUCCCCUUUCUCCUCUUCCUCCCCUUCCUCCUCUUCCCCUUUCUCCUCUUCCCCUUCCUCUUCCUCCCCUUCCUCCUCCUCUUCCUCCCCUUCCUCCUCUUCCUCCCCUUCCUCCUCCUCUUCCUCCCCUUCCUCCUCUUCCUCCCCUUCCUCCUCCUCUUCCUCCCCUUCCUCCUCUUCCUCCCCUUCCUCCUCCCCUCCUCCCCUUCCUCCCCUUCCUCCUCCUCUUCCUCCUCCCCUCCUCCUCUUCCUCUUCCUCCCCCUCUUCCUCCUCUUCCUCUUCUUUCUCCUCUUCCUCCUCCUCUUCCUCCUCUACUUCUUUGAGACUGGGUUUCUCUUGGAACUCAUUCUAUAAACCCUGGCUGGCCUUGAACUCAACAAAGAUCUGUUUGCCUCUGCCUCCCAAGUGCUACUAUUAAAGGUGUACACCAC